Messenger RNA from Megalops cyprinoides (Indo-Pacific tarpon), 3402 nucleotides. RefSeq names its product peptidase, mitochondrial processing subunit alpha (gene pmpca). The record is from RefSeq and is a predicted model, not a curated record. Gene Ontology annotation, molecular function: metal ion binding; metalloendopeptidase activity. Gene Ontology annotation, cellular component: mitochondrion. The transcript has 13 exons. Lineage: Eukaryota; Metazoa; Chordata; Actinopteri; Elopiformes; Megalopidae. Bases 162 to 1748 code for a protein of 528 amino acids.
AAGAAAAAUGUCGCUUAAUUACAGAGGAGUUUAUGAAAAAGACAGAUUCUUUAAAUGUUGGUCAAGUCCCGCCUCCAAUAUUGACAUGAAAGUGGACCAAUGAAACCACACCACAGUACUGUUAGCGGUUCAGUUCCAGCUUGUCGCCCUUCCCGUAUGCUAUGACCCCCGGAAGUGCUCAAUGUCAAUUCAAGAUGGCAACGCACAUGGCGAGGUUCAGGACUUGGAACAGAGCGAAGAGUUUUGGCAUCGCUGCGUAUAGACGGUACAGCAGUGGUGGCGGAUACCCGAAUGUGUCGUUGUCCACACCGCUGCCCGGCAUACCCAAACCGGUGUUUGCAACAGUUGAUGGACGUGAGAAAUACGAGACCAAAGUAACCACUCUUGAAAACGGCCUCAGAGUUGCAUCGCAGAAUAAAUUUGGCCAGUUCUGCACAGUUGGGGUUCUAGUGAACUCUGGAUCACGACAUGAGGCAAAAUUUCCUAGUGGAAUUUCUCAUUUCCUGGAGAAGCUUGCUUUUUCUUCCACAGCCCAGUAUGGGAGCAAAGAUGAAAUUCUCCUGACCUUGGAGAAACAUGGAGGCAUCUGUGACUGCCAGACUUCCAGAGACACAACAAUGUAUGCCGUUUCUGCAGAGGCGAAGGGCUUGGAUACGGUGGUCGGCCUUCUGGCCGAUGCCAUCCUGCAGCCUCGCCUGACUGAUGAGGAGAUCGAGAUGACUCGCAUGGCUGUGCGGUUUGAGCUGGAGGACCUCAAUAUGAGACCAGACCCUGAGCCUCUGCUGACAGAAAUGAUACAUGCGGCUGCCUAUCGGGGGAACACGGUCGGGUUGCCCCGCUUCUGUCCCAUGGACAACGUGGAGAGGAUUGACCGCACGCUGCUGCACGCCUACCUGCGGAGCUACUACACCCCAGAGCGCAUGGUGUUGGCGGGGGUGGGCGUGGAGCACGAGCAGCUGGUGUUCUGCGCCAGGAAGUACCUCCUCGGGGUGAGGCCUGUGUGGGGGGUGGGCACGCCCAGCAGCGCUGACCAAUCUGUGGCCAUCUACACUGGUGGUAUCAUCAAGACAGAGAAAGACAUGUCAGAUGUGAGUCUAGGCCCUACCCCCAUCCCUGAGCUGACCCACAUCAUGAUCGGGCUGGAGAGCUGCUCCUUCCUGGAGGAUGACUUCAUUCCCUUCGCGGUCCUAAACAUGUUGAUGGGCGGAGGGGGGUCCUUCUCGGCCGGGGGUCCCGGGAAAGGGAUGUUCACCCGUCUUUACCUCAAUGUGCUCAACAGGCAUCACUGGAUGUACAAUGCCACUUCCUACCACCACAGCUAUGAGGACAGUGGCCUGCUCUGCAUCCAUGCCAGUGCUGACCCCAGACAGGUGCGAGAAAUGGUGGAGAUUAUUACAAGGGAGUUCAUUCAGAUGGGCGGGACACCAGGAGAGAUGGAACUGGAGCGGGCAAAGACCCAGCUGAAGUCUAUGCUGAUGAUGAACCUGGAGUCGCGGCCUGUUAUCUUUGAGGACGUGGGGCGGCAGGUGCUCGCCACCGGCAAGAGGAAGCUGCCGCAUGAGCUGUGUGACCUGAUCAGCUGUGUCACUGCCAGCGACAUCAAGAGGGUGACGGCGAAGAUGCUGCGGAGCAAGCCCGCGGUGGCGGCGCUUGGGGACCUGACAGAGUUGCCCUCCUACGAGCACAUCCAGGCCGCACUCUCCAGCAAGGACGGCCGCCUGCCACGCAUGUAUCGACUCUUCCGAUAGGCCACAGGUAGCUGACCACUCACGACCACCUCGGAGGAGCACACAUGUCGGAAACUGAACCACAAUACUGUUCUCUCACUGGAGAGGGUGCGAAGCAAUGGUGGAAUGUAAAGUGCUCGAUUACUAUUAAGUAAAAAUUAUCCACAGGCUUAGGAGGAGGUGUUGCCUUACAAAGAUCUGUCUUACAUAUUAAGUCGCUGUUAUCCAAGCAUAUAGUUCAAAUAGCUGUAUUUAUUGGUUAUAAAGCUGUCAGACCAUAGUAAGGGUUGGGGGGGUGGGGGGUGUAACUUGAAGCCACGUUCUGACCGAAAGAUUGGCUAGGCGCUGUCCUGUUAUGGACCAGCUGUUCUUGGACUACUGUUGUAAAUUUGCAUGCAUUUGGUUGUGAAUCAGAAUGUGCAAGUCAAGAUCAGCAAGCCAAAAAUCUGAUAAGGACUGUUGGUGCUGAGAAGUAAUCACACAUAACAAUAUCUUAACCAAAACGUGUAUCAGUGGGGAGUUAAGACUCUGUCGUUCCCAUGAAGGUGGAACCUACAAAUCAGUAGUUUAGGGUUUUGGAAGGUAAUAUGCUGAGGCCCAGUGGUUAGACUUGAUAAUGAUAAUCUGUUAGUCAAGAGUUUCUGUUCGGUUCUGCUAAGCAUGUACCCUUAUUGACUGCUGAACAGUGUAUAACUUGAGAAAAUUUUCUCCCAAGAACCUGAAUAGAUUCAGGGAACUUGCACUAUGCUACAGGAAUGUACUUGAUGCAUUUUUAGAUGUAGUGUACUUUGCCUGGUUCUUUGAUUUCAUGGGGGGGAAAAAAAUGUAAAAAUUGAGAAAUUGGAAUAUUUGUGUGGUUACGAUUUUUCCUCUAGGUAUGAAUGAUUCUCCUACAUGGUUUGCAGAUUGCAUAGGGCUACUCCAUGUGAAACUGAUGAUGGAUGGGUCAUUCCACAUCUUUCCUCAAUCGACAUCAUUUGAAAUCUCUAUUUAAUUUUGAAAUUAAUUAAGAAAUCAAUUUUGAAUUGAUCCGACUACCAACAUUUUGUUGGUCACAUUUUAGCCACAGACUGGCAAUUAUGUCAAUUUCAAGAUGUUCACAAGGACCACCAUUGAUAUUUUUUUAACCUUGAUCUCAUUGUGGUAAAAUUAUUUUUCCUUUUUUGUUUUGUCCAUACCCUUCCCUGUUAUUCCUUUAUGUUGUGUUUACCGUUGUUUUAGGCAUGGCAAAGACUGGACAGUAGAAAGAAUGGAAACUAUGAAUUCAGCUAUUGUGAACUGUGGUGAACCCCCGAAAAUAAUUAAUCUGGUUCAAAUCAAUGAAACGGUUUUAGGUUAGCUGCAUAUGUACAUACCGGAUGUUUCAAUGUUUCUAUUGUUUGCAUUUGCUUCCAUACAUUUUCUUCAUUUCUCUGUUGUACUACAUGACAGAUGGCACCACUGCCAUUGACAUAUGUGGUUAUCCAGACUACUGAUCAGAUUUGACUACUUAAAUUCCACCAUCCUUUGCAGAAUCCAGUGUCAGUCUUCAGUAUCUUUCUGGGUCUGUGACAGUGUUACAUGUAUAAUCUUGUAUAUAUGUAUGGAGGCUUGUAACUCAAGCACUUUCCGGUUACUGUACAAUUGAUUAGUUGAAUUUGGCACUGAGUGUUUUAGGAUGUUGGUUUUUAACAAG